AUGGCAGAACAGCGUAUAUGGAUUGAAUGCCGCUAUGAGAGAAUCCACAAGUUCUGUGUUCGGGGUGGGCGAUUGGGUUAUCCAUUCACAAGAUGCCCAAUUAUCUCAGAUGCAGACCUAGAUGCUUUUCUGGAUUGGUAUUUUUUCAACAAGGCAGCUAGAAACGGACGUCCUCUUCUCAAGGAUGAACAUCAGAAAUUGUUCAAAGAAGAGAUACGCGCUCAUGCCCGUAAGAAUUCAAAACGCUCCUCUAUUAUCUUUGAUGCUAAGCGGGCUUACUACACUCAGAUUGAUGAAACUACAAUUAAGAAUGGUUUUGAGAUUGCUAUGACAUGGAUCCAGCAAUACCUAAUGGGGGCUCAUCUGCCUAAUGGUCAUCUUGAUCAGAUAUCACAUCAGAAUGGUUUUCAUAUCCCUUCUCAUGCGCCUUCCCCUGUCAAUAGUAAUGGAUCUGAUCCUCCAAAUGGUUAUGGCUCGAUUCAGCUGGAUUUAAGGAAAUCAGAAAACUCCUCCCCCAAUUCAGAAUACCACUAUUCAUCUCCUGAGUCACCACCGUCCAAUUCCUCUCAAAUUCAGGUGGUUCCUUCUCAUGUUCUUCCUGUUUUACUUAAUUCUUCUACUGAUGUGUUCAUAGGAAUUGGGGCCAACGAUGAAGUUCUGUUCCGGGACAACAAUGAUGAUCCUAUAAUCAAUAAGGAGGGUCUGAUUCAAGAUGGAAACAGAGAUCCAACUAAUCCCGGAAUAUACUCUAUCUCGGGAAGCUCUUCAUCCGAUGAGUCCGUUGGGUCUCCUGAACCCUAUAAUGUGAUUCAAUUCCCUCUGAAUAUUCAACCUUGGGAGCAAGGCUCUACUUCUAAUCCUAUACAACAGGCUUUCUACAGUAGAGAAGGGGCCCUUCAUACUCAACGUCUUACUACUCAAUAUUUCGACUGGCUUAAAGAGAUUGGUCAUGAUACUAAUAUGAUGGAACGUCACUCAAUAAUGUGGGAUUGGCAGUUGAUGCGGGAAAGGAAAUUACAGAAUGGAGCCCCUUUGUUCGAUGUUGGGAUUAAUCUUCUUACUUCUGCUGAUAAUUUCGAAUGUCCAACUGCUUCUGUUUCCCAGCCAUUACGUCCUCCCCUCCUUGGUUUGGGGCCUCAGAUCUUUGCAUUACUCUCAGAUGAUGAAAGUUCCAAUACUCUAGCUAAUUCUCGUGCAGUCCCCUCUAUUCAGUAG
Oldenlandia corymbosa var. corymbosa is the source of this 1215-nucleotide messenger RNA. NCBI's taxonomy places the organism in Eukaryota, Viridiplantae, Streptophyta, Magnoliopsida, Gentianales, Rubiaceae. The record is from the annotation of a GenBank genome assembly.